Messenger RNA from Spirodela intermedia, 14812 nucleotides. The record is from the annotation of a GenBank genome assembly. Lineage: Eukaryota; Viridiplantae; Streptophyta; Magnoliopsida; Alismatales; Araceae.
AUGGAGCAGCUCGUCAAUUUCAUCAUAAGGCCGCCAAGGUGAGAGGAGGAAGCAAGCCGCCCGCCUUGGCUCCCUCUCUAUUUCUUUUGCCGUUCCUUUUUUCCGCAUGCCCUAGAUGUUCUUGAGGAUUCCGUGUCUGUGCAGGCGGGGUUCUGCUUUGGUUGGUUUUGGCUGAACAAGGACGGUUGCUUUUAAAUGAUGUUUCGUUCGUUUCUUUCGUUCGUUUUAAGGCGAAUUCGAAGAUAACUUCGCGGUUUGCUGACGCUUGCGACGGUGUUCCGCUGCUUUUUUAAUUUUUCCUUUGUCGUGAACGGGAGGCGAGUUUUUAUAUGAUUAGUGAUCAAUAAUAGAAUAAUUCUUUCAACUGCGGGGUCUGUUUCCUUCCUCUCCGAAAGGAAGAUCAUUCAGAGUUGGGUUUUCAUGGGGACUGGUAUGCAUGGUUGGUAGGCUCUGGAGCAGCUGUAAGUCGAUUUAAAAUCUUUUUCUUUCAAUUUCGGUGUUUUUCUAAUCCACUUUUGUGCGGUCUUAGCGCAUGCAUGAAUGAUGAAUAAACGCAUGGGCUGUUCUGAUACUAAAGAGGGUUCAAUGUUGGUGAUAGCGACGAUGGUGUUUUCAGAUACAUUUAAUGCUUAUGAGAUUGGUCUCAGAAAUUGUGUUUUAUGUUAGUAGUCUGACUUAUAAUUUUAUGUUGUUUCAGAGCUGAUUAUUGCCCCAAAAACGACUUGCUAGAAGACGAAUUCACACUGAAGGGUAGACGGUUCCAGAGAAAAGAUUUGCAGGUACCCUUCAUUUCUCUUUAGAACGAGAAAUUGUUUACAGUUGCUUGGUGGCCAUUUUGGAAUGAUCAGUAUAUUGCCCUUAGCUUCCUGGUUACCAGUAUUAAGUGGGUAAUUUAUCUAGAGGACAACUUUUUCAUAUUUUUAUAUGGACCGUUGAAGAACCGUCUAUUCCAUUGAUCUGGUUUCAUUUGUUUGGAAGCAAGGCCGUUUUGUAUUUUAUUUUGUGAUGGCAUAAUCACGAGUCUUUUCAGAUGAUGAGUAUCAUUGUUGGGCUUUCCGAGGACCUGUCUGGUGUGUCACACUGUAAUCUAGGCUGGGGUUGAACCUUAACAAAAAAAAAGUAAUUAAAUACGUACCAGUAACUUUGUAGUCGGGCUCUAAGCGUUUAUGAACCCCAAUCCUCUCUGCUUAUCAUGCUCUUCCUGUUUCUCUCCCCUGGCACUUGCAAAAGCGUCUCUACAGCAUUAUAAAUAUUUUCCACAAUCUCUCUAAUCUUGUAGAUAGUUUCCCAUCUAGUGGGAUGGGUAGUGAGUGCGUGUGGCCUGGUGCAUGUUUUGUUGGAAAUACAGAGUGAGGCCUUCAUUUGGUGCAUGCACUGUCAUGACUGGAUGUGUUGCCUGACUUAAUCCACUGGCAUGGUUUAUACUGUUUCUCUGGGAAGAAUGAUUUUCGUUGAUAAAUGAAGUAUUUUUUGUCAACUAGUUCAAAGUUCAGUAUCAAACGUGAAAAUUUGUUGGUAAGUUUGGCGAUUGUCAUAGUCAAAUUUUUGGUACAGGUGUAGAGAAAUCAUCAUAUUAAGUGAGGGAUGCUUUCUGUGGCUGAAGAAAUUGAAAUAAUGAUGAGUGCUGUAUCCAGACAGGUUGCCAUGGGUGGUGGUUCGGAUGGUCUGGGUGUGUGAUGAUAUUCUUCUGAUGCAAAUAUUGACAGGUUGCUUUAGCCAGGUGCCAUUCCACUUCUAAUAUUUAUGUAGCCUAUAGCAGCCAGCCCUGGUAUUUAAUGGGAACAAGGAGUUUCUCUCCAUAAAGUAAUGCCAACGACUCCUCUCUGUUUCUGUCAUACCUACUUCUGUUUUAAUCAGAAAACUUAAUGCGUUAACCUCUCAUUGUUCCUUAGAAAUUUUCACUUCCUUGAUCAAACCUGGCACUAUUUCUUUUGCCCAUGUCAAGUUACGGGAGUGUUCUAGCAGGAGUUGUAGCAGUGGUGAUGUUCUCUCUGGCUCAUUUAUCUAAUAAUAUCAAACCAUUAAGAUGAUUCCCCAUUGAUAAGAGUAAAACAUGCAGAUAAAAAUGCAAACCAAAAAUUGAGUUAAUCCAUUCAUGCUAAUAGACAAACAAAAAUGUCCUUCUAAUGCCGUCCCAAUUAAUAUUUCUUUAAAAAAAUGGAAGACACUGAUUGUGCAUACGCUAAUCAGUCUUUUUUUCCUCUUACAAACGCUACUGAUUAUCUAAUUUUGAUUUUAUUUAUAAUAGGUUAAAAAUAUCCGCGGGAAUGUGCUCCAAUGUAGUCACUAUCUUCCCCUCUCUAUUCCAGAAGGGGAGGCACUUCCCUGUGUAAUAUACUGCCAUGGAAACAGGUAAUUAUAAAUUUCCAUAUCUUACAUAUUCAGACUAUGCUUUUAUGUUGAAUGCUCGUUGUCUCAUAUUUUAUGCUUUUUUAUACAUUUUUUUAGGAUAGAUGGUUGUGAGCAUUGGUUGUUUACUUUCUAAAGAUAGUCGUUACUUUUUGGACAACUUGUACCACCCGGUAACGAAGUCCCUCAUGUUUUGAAUUGUAGUUAAAUUUUAAUUCCUUUUCAUAAAAGAUAGUCCGAGACAGAUGGCGUGAGGGGACUGACAUCUGCCAUAAAUAAUUUUGUUGUGGAGUAAUGAUGGAGAGAAUGCAUAUUGGGUUGAUUACUACCAAAUGGAUAAGCCGUGAUGGCCUUGGAGGUGGUGUUGUGGGAGGAAUCAGUAAAGAAUGGGACAUUGAAGCAUAAGAAAAUUUCGGGAGUGAACAUAAUUAAAGAGUCAAAGGUUAUGGAUCAAAUACUAUUCUGACAAUUUGGAUUGUCUGAAUCCGGCUAACUUGAUCUGCCCUAGAUGAAAAGUCAAGAAUCGGUCCUAAGUUGCAUAUUGGAGUUGCAAUGUUGUUCUUCUGCUGGUUACUUUUUAUUUUCUUGACUCCAUUUUGAUUUCUAUUUGGGGUUAAUGAGUACAUUUUUUUUCUUAGGCGUUAGUAAUGGUUUUGAUUUACGGUCUUGAUUUAUUAGAUGAGUUUAAUAAUUUUAAAAAUAUUUUAAAUAUUAAUACUUUUCCUGAAGGAUAUACCGAGGCUUUAGAAUGGGAAAGAUGGAAAUGUCCUUCUUGAUUCCGGUUAUGUAAUGGUUGUGAAAGGAGAGUUUAUUCAUACAUGACUGAGACUGACUAAAGGGUUUAUUCAUGUCUUCCAGAGGUAAGUUAUAUUGGUCAAUUAGCAGAACUGGCUUCACAUCAACAAAAGUCUGGUUGUGCCCUAUUUGAACCACAAGUGGAACUGGACCAUGCUUAGUCUGCUUCCAGAAUUUGUUUGCUUUUAAAUUCUUUUGACGAUCAUCACUUCCCUUUGAUAUUUUCUUUCCUCAUAGACCAGACGAAAGGGAUUCCCUCAUUUAUCCUGAGGGAUAAAUGCUAAGAAGGGAUCUUCACUAGAAAUACUGCACUGCAUUUUUUAAGAAUGAUUAGCUUUUUGAUAAACCAAUACUGGUUAUUCUUGAAAAUCUUUUACCGGCAAGCCUGGUUUUGUGUCUUUACCUGCUUAUGGUUCUGAGAAAUAGCAGAUACUUGUAAAGGAUAUUCUUGCAGCCUAGUAACUGAGCCAUCUUAUGAAUCAUUCGAGGUUCUAGCCUGCUCUAACAUUUUCAAUAUUCUUUAGAAGACUCCAAUCCUUCAUGUCUUCUUGUAGGGUAUGCUGUAAACCAAAGUUGCAGAUGGUUUCAAAUGGAUCCUGUUGAUGUAUAUGUAGUUCAUGCACUUCAUGGCUUAUGUUGAUUAGAUUACUUUAAGGCUGUUACAUUCAUGCGAUAACUGACCAUCCCCUUGUAUGAAGCAUGCUUUCUGAGGACUAAUAUAUGUUGCUUUUUGCAGUGGCUGCAGGGCAGAUGCUAGUGAAGCUGCUGUUAUCUUACUGCCAUCAAAUAUUACUGUAUUCACGCUUGACUUUUCUGGAUCUGGUCUUUCAGAAGGAGAGCACGUUACAUUAGGGUGGAAUGAAGUAAGUGUCUCUUGGUGAUGCAUCUCUAGUUUCAGAAGAAAUUAAUGAAGCACAUGAACAUGGUUAAUGCUAUUAAUCUCAAGGUGGAAAUUUAGGAAAAGUUUAUUCCAAGUCGGAUAAAGGGACAAGGUUCUAAGUCUUUGGGAUAGUUAUAGUUUUAAGUAGCUGUAAAUUAUGUUUAGGUAGCCAGGUCCCUAAAAAGAUUAAAGUACUUAGCUACAUGACCUUUCUAAGGUCAGAAAAUGGGGAAAUUCAUGGAGGAAAGUGAUGCAAAUAAGGUGUUUCAGUAGAUAGGGGAGUGGAACUGAUCGCCAUCUCAUUUUUAAUGGAAUGCCAGCAAAUUCAAGUAGAUUUUAUUUGUGCCAUUGAUGAGGGGAAUAAUAUUGUUGUCAUACCUGUGUCUUAUGGCUUGACAGGUGAAGCAAAUGUUGCAUAUUCAACCAAUCAGAAGCUGAAAUACUGAGGGGUGGUUAUAUAACACCUCUGGGUUACCAGAAUUGAUGCUUAAAUGCUUGAAUACAAAAAAUGAAAGCAUGAAAAGCUGUGUUGUCACUUAGUUGUGUAUAGGCCCUUGAGGGAACAUGAAAGGAAAUAUCUGAUCGACUAAAAAUGUCUGGUGUGAACUGAUCUUGUUCCAAGUAUGGUAGCCCAAUUUGGAUGAAUCUUGCUGCCUAUUCCUAAUCAUUACAUGGGAAAAUUUGUUUACACUUUGUGUGUUUUUUAUUUGGCUUUAUAAAUAUUAAUGAUCCAUAAACAAAGCAUCACAGGAACUGAAAAUCACUGGUGAGUUAGUAGACUGUCAUCUAAAGUUUAGCCAAUGGAUGUCCUGCAAACAUGGUGUAGCAUAUCAGUCUGGUUACGUCUCUUUUAACAUUACUCAUGUGCGGCAAUACAGGGUAGUCCAGUUAACUGGACCAGCUAACAUUACUCACAAUCCAUAAGGUUCGAGCUUAAUGAAUUCUGUGCUGCAAUUAUUAAGUCAUAGCUUUUCGUUUACAUGGCUGAGAGCAUGAUUACCAGCAUGAAUCCAUGUGACUAGGGUAAAAGUCUUCUCUUGUUCGCCACCUUAUCAAGAGUGAACAUUUACCAAAAGCUGAUAAAAAUUAAGAGGAUAGAGCGUUACUUUUAAAGGAAGAAAUAAGAUGGAUGCAAGGUAGAGAAAUGACAGCUCAUGACGUUCAAGCAGAGGAGCCUAAGCAUCUACUAUGUCAACAUGUGGGGCCAGGGGACUGAAGACAAGUAGUUUUGAGAUGUAUUAAUUCAUUCCUUCAGAAUCCUAUUUUCGAAAGAGGAAGUUUUAGUGACCAUUUAAAUAGGGAAUGACGUUGAACAGAAUUUGAAGUGGAUUUCUAACAGAAAGAAAUUAAUUGCACUAUCCAUCUUCAAAAUGCCUGGAGCUGCAGACAGUCAAAAUUAAUUUUGAAAAGUAUAUGGUUCAAUGUGCUGUGCUUAUUUAUAUAGUACUCUUAGUGUCAUAAGAAAACUUAUGAAGAAGGGAAAAGUUGGUGGUUUUAUUGAGGGAAUCUAGUUUCAUGCAGAGAAUUUCGGGUACACUCACCCGAAAUUCAUGCAGAGAAUUUCUCAACCCUUUUUUUCUUGGGGGCUUAUGGAUUUGUUACCCAGGGAGUCCGUUCGUCCUAGUCUCCUUAUAUUUAAAGGAGUGUCUCUUCUUGUGGAUCGUAAUUUUCAUUUAUCACAGUUGACUCAGCGCGGGCAUGGGCAUGGACUUGAGGUAUUGAAACCAUGUAAAAAUUGUGUUCAUUUGUGUGUGAGAUCGUCCCUUAUUUUUUCUCUUCAUUAUGGGAGGAUUUUGUUCCCUGUGACUUCUGCAAUAUUUCAAUGACACAUAGUUGAUUGAGACAACGUAAUAGUUUGUCUUCUGUCUAGAAGUGUCAAUACGAUUGAAGGGAGACAAUCAGAAAUCGAGGAUAUUAUUCCAUAAUAAAAAUAUCCACAACGGUGUGGAGAAUUGCAGCAGGUAUUAAAUAACGUUCACGUAUUAUCUUUGUUUGACAUGCAAGUUGGUUUCCUUUGUAUGUUUUCGUGUUUGAUUUUACGAUUUAGAUGUAUUAUCUUAGUCAGGAUUACUUGACUUGAACUCUCAGAAGUUCCAUUGAAAAUGCCAUUGGUCAUUUAGAAACGGUUGGCAAGUCUCUGUGAAGAACGAAAUUCCAUUUCCUUAAUUGAUUAUUCGUCACUGAACCGUGGUGAUUGUUAGAAGCUCAUUGUUUUGAACUCUCAGAACUUAUGGGUUUUCUGUUAUCUUUCACAGAAGGAAGAUCUUCGGGCUGUGGUUAACUAUUUGCGAACAGAAGGAAAUGUAUCUUUUAUUGGUUUAUGGGGGCGCUCCAUGGGUGCUGUUACCAGGUUUUCUUUGGACUAAAUUUGCUUUUCCUUUCUUCUUUGAUGGCUGUGUGUUCUUCACUUUACAUUUAUAGCUCUCAACUAUAAUCUGGUUGUUAUCUGUGAGAGGUACACAGCAUUUCAGUUCAUUGUUCAUCUCAGAUUAAAUACUGACUCUAGCACAUAAGAAAGCAGUGAAAAAACAAAUGAUUAUCUCCUUGUUCUUUAUCUCAAUUUUUUUCCAGAGGAAUAGGGCUACAUGCAUUCUCUUUAUGAAAGAGUGUCAUUAGCGUCUUAAGAAAUUUAGGCUUCUCUUCGGUUUUUGUUCUUAUUCUUAUCAUUCCAGGGGGAACUUUGUGGUUGUAAGGUUGUUGAUCUUGCUUAAAUGCCAUUUUUAAAAAUUAUCGGGAGGAGGAACUUUGGAAGCCACAUCCUUGAAUUUCUUAUUAGGUUGAUUUUAGGUGUUCUUCAUCUGCUUUGCAUGGAGAAGAAGCAUAGUAUUUCUGUUAGUUGACAAGUUAUAAGUCAUGCUUCUUUGAAAUGAUCACUCUAGUAUAUAUAACAGCACGAGAAAUCUAUUAUUUUUCACUGUUGACCUAAGCUAUGUCUAUGGUGUUCUUUGUGGCAAUUUCAUUCUUGCAGUUUAAUGUAUGGAGCUGAAGAUCCAUCCAUUGCUGGAAUGGUGCUUGAUAGUCCCUUCUCAAAUUUGGUGGACUUGAUGAUGGAACUUGUUGAUAGUUACAAAUACCCCUUACCAAAAUUCACGGUGAGUAUGAUACGUUAAAACACGAUUUUAAUCAUAUUAAGAUGUUAUACAGUAACAAAAUCGCAAUAAACACUCUAAUAUAAUGUAGACAUUGGAUAUCUGAAAUGAUAUUGGAUACACUAUGUGAUGUAAGAUAUUCUGAAUCUCGAAUCCUGAAUGUUAAUCCUAUUUUGUGAAGACAAUCGUAUUUGAAUCAUCAUAUAGUGUUACUGAUUGGAUUUCAAUCCAAGGAUUCACAUUUUAUGCCUGAAAAGAAAUAAUAGAAAAUAUCCUUCACAAUAGUCAUGGGUUUAAGGGGAUUUCCUCAAAUUUGUCCUUUGUUAUUACUAUUCGCUUUAUGAAAGUACAUUUGAUAACUGUAGAAAUGUCACCAGCAUACACAAGUAGUAUACAAGUGUUCAUGAUCUCAUGAAUUGGUUUUUUGACAAAUUUCUGUUCUCUAGAAGAAAGUCAUGUAACUUUGAUGGGGAAUAGUCAGAUGAUGGGUAAUAGGUCAAAUAAAAAUAUUUGUGAGUGGUUUGAGUUCUGUGCAUUUUCUCACGUACUUCAUCCAACUUUGUGGGCACGGCUGUGCAUAGAAGAGACCAUGUUUUUUUCAGAUCAUAAUUUAUGAAUCCAUUUUUAUUCUAUAAUUUUUGGACUUAUUCUGUAGUCACAAGAGUGUUGACUAAGUAAAUUUGUAGACCCAUCCCAACAUGGAACAGUCAGCACUCCUUAGGAUUGAAUGGGGUUGCCCCAGAUUGGUAGUUAAUGUGAGUAGCAUUGACUAGACAUUAUCCAAAAUCGAAUUCGAACUGGUUGUCAGUAUGGUUCGGUUGGUGGAUUGAAUUCAAUUGAAUUUGUUGUUAAAUAGGCCAAAUAUUUUUUUAAGGUUUUGUUGUCUGAUUUUCAUCAUCAACCUGUGUUGUGAUUAAACAUCUAUUAUAUUGGUCUGUUAUAAUUCAAUGUAAUUUUCUUUAACCUUCAUAUCAUAGAUUCGUUAUACGUUUUCUCUGUAGUAUCACUGAUUUUUACGCAGUAAAGGGUAAUGUUCUUUUGUCGUUGCAUCAUGGCUUGAUAUAUUUGUUCAGUUAAUGACUUGUACACCUGUCUUUAUGUGUUUAUCCAGGUAAAACUUGCAAUCCAGCACAUGCGCAGAGUCAUAAAGAAAAAAGCAAACUUUGACAUCAUGGAUCUAGACGCAAUUCAGGUUUAAUAUUUACUCAUGAGUAGCACUAGGAAGCUUUGGGUGGAAUAUCUUGCUUCUACCUUCUGUUUACAAAUAAAUUACCAAUCUAGGCAACGAAUCUGACGUUUCGUUUACUGUCAAAUUUUCUCUUCAUUUCACUUAGUUCCAUUUAAUGUUUACUUUCACCUCAUUUAGUACAUGUACGAAAUCCUUAUUUUAAGUGUUCUUGAAAUUGAAAUCAACAUUGUUCUAAAUAUUUUUUCUCAAUUUCACGUUUUUCUAUUUUGAAUAAUUUGUUUACAUCAGCUUUUGCUGGCACCAAGCUGCAUUUAACCCUUUAGAAAGUUGGAGAUUGAUUGAUUUCUCUUACUGAAAUCCCCAUUCUGAUGCAUAUGAGCACUUGUUGGAAUGGCUUUAAUGGGGUCAAUUCGAAACCAAAUCCUGAAUGGAAAAUAAGUUGUUGUAGUGCUCAACCUAUUUUCUUUGAAAGCAGGUCAAGAUAGGUCUUCUUUAAAUAUCUAGGAAAAAAGGGAUAUGGGUUUAUACCUUCAUAUAUUCUCAAAAGGAUUAUAUGAUAUCUUCAUAUGUUCUUAGAUAUCAAAAGACUUAUGGUCUCAUUUGCCAUCAAACACUUAUUUUACAGCGGAGAUUCUUUGAGAUGAGAGAAUUGGACUUCAAGAAAGAUACCAACGUUUUUGUCUGGUGCAGUCCCUUCUCCUCUAUUGUCAUCCUCUGUCUGACGUAUGUCUGGCGUCCAGUGUCCUCUUCCAUCCUCCUCAGUCCAACCUUUAUUUUGCAUCAGUCCGACUUCCUCUAUUUGCAUUAGUCCGAUGUCUUCCCUAAUUUGAAUAUCAGAGUCUCCCACAGUCCGCACCACUACCGUCUGUGUCAUUUGGCACUGUCCCUCCUCCAUCUGGUGUCGCCCUUCCUCUGUCUAGCAUAGUUCUCUGUCUGGCAUCAUAUCAAGCAUGCCAAGGUCAUCUUGUGCCAUUCAACACCAUCUUACAUAGUCCCGCAGUCUGGCAAUAUCUCAUGCAGUCUGACAUCAGAAGGCAUCAUUGUCCUAUGAAGCAUUUCUGCAAUGUCACAACCUAGUAGAAGAUGAGCUUUUCAACACUGUUACAGGGGGAAUUGUUGCAAUAACGAAUCGUCAUCAUCACAAGUUUGCUUUCCAACAAACGAAUACUUGUCAAUGACUUAGUCAAGAUGAACUUUUCUCAAGUUCAUCCUGAGAGAGAGUGUUGGAAGUUCUAGGUCAUUAGGAAUACUAUAACAGCCUGAGGGUAUUUUGGGAAGUUUUUUAGGGUUUCUCCUUACAUAAUGGGUGUUAGAAGUAAUUGAGUCAGUUUUUGUUGUUCCCCCCUCUGUCCUCCGUGACAGAGGUUAUUCUCUGUUUUCUGCAAAGGUCAAAGUGAGGAUAGGAGAAAAUAAAAAUCCCCUUGAGCUGUAUUUUCUUGCUGAAAUGUGAACCUUUGUAAUGGUUUCAAUUAUUCUUGGUACAAUGUUUAUAUUUUCUUUUCUUGUUUGAAUUUUAGUUAUAUUUCGUUAGUCAUGGUGGGCGUCAACGAGGUGAAGCCAGUUGGUUGAGGGAAGAAUUUGAUAGCAAAAGUAAAUGUAAAAUGGUUUUUAUCCCAAAUUUAUCAGCUUGAGGGAAACAUUAGAAUGAUGCUUUUACAUUUUGAUUGUUUUGUGAUGUUGAUGUUUUUUUUAAUGAUCAUAUAAGUCUGAUCAUCCUGUCUGUAGGUGGCGAAAUGUUGUUUUGUACCUGCUUUACUGGGGCAUGCAACUGAUGAUGAUUUCAUCCGUCCUCAUCACUCAGAUCUCAUAUAUGAUGCGUAUGAAGUAAGGCCAUAUAUAUAUAUUUUUCGUUUUAGAUUUAACAUAUUUGCGUUUUUUGGUUGGCGUUGUGCUGUUUUAAUGUAUGUAAAUACAGACUGGUGUUUCCUUCUGUCCCUGGGUUUUAAUGGGCUAUAAAUAUUAAGCGUCCUUCCCUCUGUCCUUCCUUUUGUGUCAAGCACAAGAUAUGAUCUUUGGGACAUGAACUUGUAUGCAAGUGUUGGGCAUUGUCAGCAAUUAAAAAUAAGAUAUGAGCAAAACUGUUUCCUGCUCUGAAGGAAAAAAAAUUCAGAGCUUAUUUUUGUAUCUUCAGCAUAUUGGCAGGAUUGUCAUUCUUAUAAUAGGCAGAUAUUUAUGUUUUGUUCAGGACCAACCUUUGGAUCAAGUUUCAAACUUUCGAGACGUAUUGAAGAUCUGUAGGCAUGACUUAUUUUAAGUUGUGAAGAUGUCCUCUAAAUGGAGUUCAAAUAGAAGCAUAUCCCUUGUGUUGAAGUAGUGAGGCCAGGAAGAUUUCUUAGUCUACUCUGCAUCGCAAGAAAUUGAUGAAAUAAACAACUAGGCCCGAAAGGGUUAGUUUCAAAAGUUUGCAACUUUCUUCCAUAAUGGUGACAUCAUCCUAUUUAUCAACAUCAUUGGCUUCACAGUGAUGUGGUUGCCUAUGCUGUUUGUGCUCGUUCUCAAUUUUGUGAUGCUAAACGUAUAUCAGUAUACCAGUUGUUUGGUCAAAGUCUAUCAGAUCUUCCUGUUCCACAUAGCCAUUAAAUAUGGGAAUGAAAAUUAGAUUUUGCUGAUUCCAUCUGUCCAGAAUUAAAUUUGUAUGUGAUUUAGAAAUUAAUCUAGGCUUAUAUCACAGAGAAAGAUAUUUUCCUCGAUGAUAGUAAAUGAAUAUGUGAAUGAUUGAUGGGCUUAUAUCACAGAUGUAUUGUUCUGUGGUAUUCAACUGAGGGUCCAUGUCAUAACCUGUGUUUUCUGCUAAUUUCUCCAAUUCUUUUAUGUGACAGUUUUAUAUCCAUCAUUAGAUGCAUCCCCCGUUAACUUUUUACUUUAUCUGCUUUAUAAUUCUAUGAUUAGAUUUGGUUAAUCUCUUCCAUGUGUUUAUAAAGUUCGUCAUACUGUCAGAAUAUGAUUAUUAUAUGCUUAAAUCUCUCACUUGGAUAAUGAAAUCUGUUCGUAUAAAUAUCACGUCACCAGAUAAAUAGAUUGGCUGUCGUACUUUGUAAGUUGUUUUUGAGCCUUAAUUUCUUGUUGCUAGUUAUUGAAGAACAUGAAGAGACACGACUGAUUGCUUUUUCUUAUGUUUGAUUGGAUGUAUAUUUUGCAGGGAGACAAAAAUAUCAUUAAGUUUGAUGGAGAUCAUAACUCUCCACGACCACAGUUCUAUUUUGAUUCAAUAACAAUAUUUUUCCAUAAUGUAUUGAAUCCUCCAGAGUAUGGAUUUGAUGAGCAUUCCCUUCAGACCGUCCACGACUAUAUUGAUCAGGUAAAGUUGCCCUUGCAGCAUACUCGAUUGACAUAGGCAACGGGCUGAAUUCUUCUCUCAGAUAGUUUUUUAUUCCUGUAGGAUAAUUGGGAGACAGUAGUCGGGGUGGAUUAUCGUGAUGAGAGCUCCACACAAUUACCUUCUGGUGAAACUCGAAAACCUGUAUUGUAUAACUCUCCCGUGGUAAACCUUUUUCUUAUAUCCUUUCUUGAAUUGAUUCUUUGAGCUGCAGAACUUGGAACGAAUGCUACAGUGGCCGCCAUCAAUCUUGUCAGGAUUAGAAGACCCAUGAGUCGUACUGAGGUUUGUGGCUAUAUUGCUUAAAAUUAUAGCUCGUUGGCAUGCAUAUUUUCCGGUCAGUGUAAUAGUUCAUUAUUUAUCUACUUUUAUUAUAUUUGCGAAUUUCACUGAAAAGUCAGAAGUGGUAUUGGUUAUUAAAGGCAUCUACUUUAGGUAAGUCUUGGGCUAGUCUUCUGUCAGGAUUCAUGUAUCUUUAUCUUUUGGAGUGCACGGACACCUCCCUUAGUUUUCGAACUUUAAAAGUGCUGGAUGUAGAGAAGUAAAACGCUUUUUACUACCAGUGUUACCUUCAGGUGACUCCUUGUUCAUGUAGUCGUCCAUGUAGCCUCCUUUGUUACCUUCAGUUUGGAUGUGACAAUCCUCGCCAUGAGUUUGGUGGAUUGAUAAUCUAUGUAGAAAUACUGCAUAAAGUAGUGUUUACGAUAUAACUUUGUAUUUUAUUCCAGAGAGUAUUGCAACUAGCUGCUUUGAAAGUGGUUAAUUUUCUUUUAGCAAUGAAAAUGAGCCACCUGGAAAAUCUGCGCAUGGUAUUAUACAGAUUCAUAAGUGGCGCGAAACAGAGCAUUAAUCCAUUAAUCAUUGAAAAUACUACGAAAAAAUCUGGUCCUUCAAAUAUGUAGCCAGACAAGAUAAAAAACUCUGGACUUUAGAUCACAGGUUACCAGAACUCUUUACCAUAGCAUGAAAGAUUUUCUCUCUUUUAUCAGAUGCUGUAUAUGAAGAUCUACCGACUUGGUGGGCGCUUUCAGUCAGAUCCAGAUUACCAAUGAGAGAAAUAUAAUGACAUGGAAAUGGAAUGUCACUGAUAUUUAGAUUUCUUCUAUGAUGAUUGUUCUACAUUUUCGUAGAAUGAUAUGAUCCAGUGUAAGUAUUGGCUCACCAUUGUCAGCUUCCCUAGGAAAGUAUCUAUUUGAAGGCUUACUUAUUUUGGAUAAAAUGAAGAAGUAUCACUUGCUAUGAGAUCUGCUUAUCUUCUGAUAUUACAUGGAAUCCGUUAAAUGUAUUUUUUUAUUGAAUUGAUCUUAAUCCCUCUAACUUCAUUUGAGAAUUUUGGGAUAAGGUAACAUCAGUAAGUCCUUUGACGGAAGGUUAUUCCAGUAAUAAAAAUCUUUUCAUGAUGGAAUAUUUUUUCAUGGUCCACUUAGAAAACAAUGGGAUAUUAAUUUAAGUCCCAGCAUGAAAAGAAAAUUCCCAUACAGAAUCGGUAGACCAGAAUGCAUUUUGGUUGUGGGAGUAUCUUUAACUACAUCAUAGACAUGGAUUUUCCAUUGAGCUGAUAUGUGAGUAAACAUGCACACCACUGAUCCCUUUGUUUGAUCAUCUUGAAUUGUAGAUUUUGAUUUGUGAAUGCAUAGGAAUGGUAGGUUUGUUAAUAUAAUCACGACUUAUGUUAGUCAAUUUAUGCGUUUGGAUCUUAUCUUUUCCAGGUUCCCCAUGAUGCUCAUUUGCUAAAGCCAUCUGAAGAUAAGGUAUGAUUUCACAAUCCUAACCAUCCUGAUGUUAAUUUUUUUUGCUUACCAUGUUCAAUCUAAAAAUUAUCAUGCUCCGUUCACGUUUGAUGCUGUCUUUCUGUAAUAAUAUAUUUUUGGAUUUUCGUAGUCCAAUCACUGAGUGUCUUAAUUGUUGCAGGACGACACCAAUGGAAAUGACGUUGGUCCAUCAUCAUCUCAGUCAACAAGUUUUGAUCUCUCCAAUGGUCACUCCCAUGGCUCACAUAUGCCCAGUAUAUCUGAUGAUGGAUUUAUGACAUACUCAUUCGAUGCCUUAUCAGAUGUUCCAAGUACAAUGGAAGAGGAAGAAAGGGUGAGAUAACAAUCUUUUCUUUCUUUCCCUUUCUCACUCUGUACACAGAUUUAAGUUUUUCACCUUUCAAAUCCGAAAUUGGCAUAAAGCUGGUAAAAUCUUGUUCCAUCUGCCAUUUUUAGUUUCUUUUUCUUUUUUUCUUUUUUUUUGGCUUCAUUGUUUCACUGAUAGGAGACUUUCUUGGACGGGCUUGUGUUUGAAGUCAUCAUUUAUCAGCAAGUCAGCUUCAUAUGAUUCAUAUCAGAUCAGAAUAGUUGACCAAGUAAUCCAGUCCAAAUGUGAUAAAUCCCUUCAAUCAGCACAGAUAUCGGCCAAUCAAUGCAGCCCCAUUCUAAGACUGUUAUUGCCGGGGGCCGCUGAUUCUGUCGUUGAUUGACCUUAUUCCAAUUUCCUUUUGAUAUCUACUGGGGAUACUGGAGCUUCCCUUUCUUCUUUCAGCAACUACUGGUUAUCUAAUAUUAGCAUGUCAGCCAUCCUGUUUAAGCCUUGAGAACUCCAAAGGAUUCAAUACGAAGCAAAUGGGCAUAUGUCACACAUCCUCUCUCUCUAUAUGUACAUGUGUGUUGUGUGUGCAUAUGGGGCAUAGUCGAGUAGCUCAGUUCCUUUCGUGACACUCUUGAGUUGACUUUUUUCGGUUGAACCUGCAGAUGCUAAUGGAAGCGGUGAUGGAAUCUUUGCGAGACCUGGAGAUUCAACACACUGAAGGACAGCGGCUUCCCGCACAGAGUUCUUCAGAUUCCGCUUCUAACACACAGCCCAACGAACUGCCGACGACAGGUGGGUGUUCCCUUGCACGUAGCCCUUCCAAUAUAGGGGAUGAUGGGCCCAAACAAUGUUCAGAAGAGGGCGGUGCUGAUGAACCUCCCAAGCCCGCCCCGUUGCUUCUGGCCCUGCCAUCUGGCGAUGAGCCGGGAAGCACCCAUGGCUCUGCUGAGGGUCCCAUGAUGUUGAGGGCCCAACAGAAGGAUGAUGGUUUCAGUUCAUCUGAGCACACUGACGAUAUAUCAGCUAGGACCCAGGCGACCAUAGUUGUUCAGAAGAAUCCCUCCGGGAACCCUCUGGACGGGUUGAUGCAGAGAUGGGGGAGCUUCUUUAGGAACAAUAAAUAG